CUAAACCUUGGCAGCAGCCGGAGAGAAAACUAAAUAUGAUUUUCCUGUGUAGACAGAUCUUUGUAAGAUUCUCCAUCAAAAAGUAGUCUUGCAUGUAACCAAUUGGAGAACCACGUUAAAUAUCUGUGUUUUUCUUUCUAUUCAUCUAAUUUGUUAAUCUGUUUCUUCUCAUGUCCAUCACAACAGAUGCUUACAAAUUUUGAUUUUGGGAUCUAUUUUUCAGAGUAUGGUAUAAACAUUCAAGCAGUUUUUGUGUCGAAAGCAGCAGGAGAAACAUUCAAGAAGUACGCUGGUUUGGUGGAAACAAGAUUCAUGCUGGUCCCUCGUUUGGAGGACUCAUGGUGGUGUUUGUUCGGGAGCACAGCAUUGGUCGUAUCACUGAUCAUGUUUUUUGUUCUAACCAUUAGUCUCUUCAUCUAUAGGCGUUGCACAUCACGUAGAAACAAUACAUCCCAGUUCCAUGGGAUGAGCCGUAGGAUGGUGAAAGCAAUGCCGAGUGUUACUUUCACUUCUGUACGUGGAUACAUCACAACUGCUUUGUCUUGCGCUAUUUGCCUCGAAGACUACAUUGUUGGGGAAAAGCUUAGAGUCUUACCUUGCUGUCACAAGUUUCAUGCCACUUGUGUAGACUUGUGGCUUACAUCAUGGAGAACGUUUUGCCCAGUGUGUAAACAGGAUGCAAGAAUAAGCACGGACAAGCCAUCAGCUUCAGAGAGCACGUCGCUCCUUGCAGGAUCAUCUUUAGUGCAUAUAAACCCUCCUCCUGUGGGAUCCUCAAUUUUGCACACGAUCUCGUCCUACAAUCAACAAUCUUUUGGGUCUGCCUCUGAUGUAAGCUGGCCAUCGCCAAUAAAUGUCAGCCAUAUAUCUGCCGAUUUCGGGCAACAAGCAGCCUCUCCGUUGCGGUCUUCAUCGCAAAGAUUAUACACCACCUGUAUAGGCUCGUUGGACUCACCAUUUUACUCAAACAUAUCAUCUCUCAACAAGAUGAUGCUACCAUAUCAGACUAGCCCAAGCAAUGCGUCCCCUGGGUUUGUGCAGGCAACAAGUCAUCGGUUCAAUUAUUUGCUUUGUAGGGAAUCAGAAGGUUCAUCAUCUCAUUUCGCCUCUACACACUCGGUUGAAGAAUGUUAGACCAAAGAUUCAGGCAGACACCAUGGAUUCUUCUGCUUUUAGUGUUCUGUCUACACAUCAAAUUCUUGUAAAGCUAUCUAUUAGUCAAUAAAGAUCGAUGAUAUGUAUAUUACCUCUCUGUCCAAUGUUGGUUUCAUUCUUAUACUUGUUCUUGAUUUUAAAUAUAAUGUCAAUUUUUCAUUCGAAUAUUAUACUAUAGUGAUCUUA
Raphanus sativus (radish) is the source of this 1341-nucleotide messenger RNA. RefSeq names its product receptor homology region, transmembrane domain- and RING domain-containing protein 3. Lineage: Eukaryota; Viridiplantae; Streptophyta; Magnoliopsida; Brassicales; Brassicaceae. The record is from RefSeq and is a predicted model, not a curated record. The coding region runs from base 187 to 1134 and encodes 315 amino acids. The transcript has 2 exons.